CCGGUGCUUUCCGACUGCGAGCUGCGGAGGACCGUCUCGGGUCGCGAUGGCGCUCACCCUGAGCCUCUUGUUCGGCCGUCGUGUCCGCGCCGCUGCUGCCCGCUGUGGGUUCGCGACCCAGGGCGUGGCGGGCCUGGGUCCCGUGAGCCGCGAGCCGGACCCCGAUUCCGACUGGGAGCCGGAGGAGCGGGCGCUCCAGGAGGUGGAGAGCGCUCUGAAACGACAGAAAAAGGCAAUGCGAUUCCAGAAAAUUCGAAGGCAGAUGGAGGCUCCAGGUGCUCCACCCAGAACAUUGACGUGGGAAGCCAUUGAGCAGAUCCGGUAUUUACAUAAGGAGUUUGCAGAGUCCUGGUCAGUACCCAGGUUGGCAGAAGGCUUUGAUGUCAGCACCGAUGUUAUCAGAAGGGUUUUAAAAAGUAAGUUUGUACCCACUUUGGAGCAGAAACGGAAACAGGAUCAGAAGGUCUUGAAAAAAGCUGGUUUUCCCCGAGUGGUUUCUGGAGACGCCUUGAAGCCGCUCAGUGCAGGCCAUUCUCCAUCUGGCCCACUGCUGCUGCCAGCGGAUAAAGGUUCUUCUAAAAGUCAGCCUCACAGCACAGCUUUGCAAGUGGGAGGGUCAGACACUCACAGCACAGGUGCACAGAGGAGACAGGAAGAGAGGAAUAAAAGAGUCCAAGGCUUGGAAGAAAGCUUGGUGCCCACCACUGCAGCCGUGGAGCAUCAGAGAGAGCUUCAGAAAGACACCACCAGAAGAGCUGACAACGACAGAUGGCCAGGUGUUGAGAAGCUGGAGGAGGUGAAGGCCGGGGAGCCAGGUGACCAGAACUUCAGCAGCAGAGUAGUACAGAGGGGGCGCGAGUUCUUUGACAGCAAUGGGAACUUCCUCUACAGAAUUUGAACCUUGACCUGGCCUUUGGAGAGUCUUUGACACAGCUGGGCAAGUAGAUUUGAACUUGCCAGCAUUUCUGCAUGAGUGGCCACUUUGGAAGAAGAAUUGAGGCUAGGAUGUGGGUGGAGGAGCUACUUGACUAGAGUCAGAUUUCCUGGAGUAAGCCUCACUGAAUCCCUGUGGAUCUAAAUACUCAUUCAUCCUUUUUGCUUGGUGUCUGUUGAGAACAAGUAUGAACGUGUGAUGUGUCAUGACUUUCUUUGUGUGUUAUUGUGUUGGGAGGAAAUGGAAAGUAUGCCUCCUGACCUCAUUUCCUUGAUCACAACACUAACUAUUCUUGAACUGCUUAAUCAUUCGGUUUCCUUAUGCGAAAUAAAGUAAAACGGAACAGUU
Peromyscus eremicus (cactus mouse) is the source of this 1282-nucleotide messenger RNA. It is a transcript of the gene Ngrn, whose product is annotated as neugrin, neurite outgrowth associated. Gene Ontology annotation, cellular component: nucleus. The record is from RefSeq and is a predicted model, not a curated record. Bases 47 to 898 code for a protein of 283 amino acids. Lineage: Eukaryota; Metazoa; Chordata; Mammalia; Rodentia; Cricetidae. The transcript is spliced from 3 exons.